AUGGCUUUACAUUAACUUUUAAGUGAGCUUUAACUUAACUUGUUUACUAUAUCAGAAUUAUAAGGCUUUCAUAACUUUCUAAAGCUACUCGACAUCAAUACUAAAUGCUUAGAGGUAGGGAAUUAUGCCUGCAGAAAAGAGUUUCAAAGAAAAUAUACCCAUUUACAACUUGAGGAAGUAUAAAUCAUUCAUACAAAGUUCGAUAAGCUAUAUAUCAAAGUAGCUUAAGAAUGCGUUGAUUUUAUGGUUGGAAUCAACAAAUUUUAAUUACCUAACAUUACUGUUUUUGAAAUCAGUCCUUACUACACACAGAUAAGCAAGUAGUUCAUAGAUGCAUGCGUAUUUCCAAAUCUGCAUACUUUGAUCGUCAAAUACCCUCUAAUAAAUAAUAGUUAAUUACAUGAAAUAUUAACCAGCUUCCACCAAGUAAAGAUGCUCAAAAUAUUAACUGCUUCAAAUUGCCAUACAAUAAAUGAUAGAGAUUUAGAAGAGAUGCUAAAAUAGAAAUACGAUAUGCCAUUUGUCAUGCUCAAAGAAAUUUGA
Messenger RNA from Stylonychia lemnae, 543 nucleotides. NCBI's taxonomy places the organism in Eukaryota, Ciliophora, Spirotrichea, Sporadotrichida, Oxytrichidae. The record is from the annotation of a GenBank genome assembly.